AAUGUAAGGAUUAACAAGGACGAUAAAAAGCUCAGCCGAACAAAUAGUUGAAUAAUCAGAGUAAAUGGGCAUAUUAGGAUAAAAAUCUAAUUUAUUUUUAAAAGUAAAAUCUAAAAAGAUAUUAAUUUUUUAUUUAAAAAAUAAGUCAAUGGCAAAUAUAUUUCAACAUUAUAUAAACAGAGGACUAUAAUUUUAUGAAGGUGACAAUAUGUAAGAAUUAAAAUAAAACUUAAAUAAGGUAGCAAAAGAGUUACUUGAAAUAGCGUCAAAAUCACGAGAGAAAAUAAUAAAUAAUGUAAUGGAGUUUUUGAGAAAUGAUAUAACAAUUUUAAUUUAUGGAAAUUCUACGGUUGUUUCUGAUUCGUUGGUAUCUGGAGCUCAAAAAGGAAUAAAAUUUUCAUGUAUUAUUUGUGAAACUCGACCUCAUGGUGAUGGGUACAUUUAUAAUUUAGAUUAUUAUUUAAAAAAAAUAUAAAAAUAGGUAAACAAUUUAUAAUAAACUUACUUAAAACAAUAUUCCGUGCAAAAUUAUAUAUGAUUCUGCGCUUGCUUUGGGUAUUGAACAAUCAAAUUUGGUUUUAGUAGGUGCUGAAGCUGUUGUUGAAAACGGAGGAAUUAUAAAUAGAGUUUUUUUAAUUUUAUAUUUAAUUUAAUUUUUUAUUUAUAUUUAUCUAAAGAUUGGUACAUAUACAACUGCUUUGGCUGCAAAAUCAUUAAAUAAGCCUUUUUAUGUUUUAGCAGAAAGCUUUAAAUUUGCUAGAAUGUUUCCCUUAUGUUAAAAUGAUUUGCCUAAUAAUAUAAAAAAAAUAGUGCGAUUUAAUUGUUAUGAUUAAAAUGGAAAUUAAUAAAACGCAUAGGU
Messenger RNA from Ichthyophthirius multifiliis, 859 nucleotides. Its product is annotated as initiation factor 2 subunit family protein, putative. Gene Ontology annotation, molecular function: translation initiation factor activity; guanyl-nucleotide exchange factor activity. The record is from RefSeq and is a predicted model, not a curated record. Gene Ontology annotation, biological process: translational initiation. The transcript has a single exon. Gene Ontology annotation, cellular component: eukaryotic translation initiation factor 2B complex. NCBI's taxonomy places the organism in Eukaryota, Ciliophora, Oligohymenophorea, Hymenostomatida.